This is a messenger RNA of Salvia miltiorrhiza (redroot sage), 822 nucleotides long. RefSeq names its product squamosa promoter-binding protein 1-like. The record is from RefSeq and is a predicted model, not a curated record. Bases 146 to 715 code for a protein of 189 amino acids. The transcript is spliced from 2 exons. Lineage: Eukaryota; Viridiplantae; Streptophyta; Magnoliopsida; Lamiales; Lamiaceae. Gene Ontology annotation, molecular function: DNA binding. Gene Ontology annotation, cellular component: nucleus.
AGAAGAAUGGAAAAUUGUGGUCCUCAAGCAUCUGACUCCAUCUCUCCACUUUUCCUCUCAAAAUUCCCAUCACCCCACCACCCAAUAUCUCCUCAUUUGAUCACUACUAUACUACUACUACUAUAUAUUUAUUUUUCCAUAACACAUGAUGAUGAAUGAGGGCAAGCCCAUGAAGGGGAAGAUGAUGAAGAGGGAUUGCGCCGCCGCCGCCGCCGCGGACUCCGACGACGAUGAACUCACGCCAGAGGACGACAAGCGGAAGAGGGUGGCCGGCGCCAAGAAAGGAGGCGGUGGCGGCGGCGACAUGAAGAGCUGCCAGGCGGAGAAGUGCUCCGCUGAUCUCGCCGCCGCCAAGGCCUACCACCGCCGCCAUAAGGUCUGCGAGCACCACGCCAAGGCGCAGGUCGCUGUCGUCGCCGGAAUCCGCCAGCGCUUCUGCCAGCAAUGCAGCAGGUUCCACGAGCUAUCGGAAUUCGACGACGCGAAGAGGAGCUGUCGGAGGCGGUUGGCCGGCCACAAUGAGAGGAGGAGGAAGAAUCCGGGCGACGGCUCUCAGGCAGAAGGCUCCACGAGCGGUCGGAUCAAGGGCGGCGGGGGCACGACGGCGGGUGGUCAUCAGUUGAAGGAGAUGGUGUGUGGGCAGGUGGAUGAUAGGGGAAGGAUUCAAAUGACUGUCCAAGAAAAUUCAACCUACAAACAUUUCCAUGUCCGAUGAUAUCUCACCCUAGCUCCCUCUCUUCUGUCAUUCUCAUCAUAUAUAUUUAUAUAUUAAGUAAAGACCUAAUUAUUACUAAGUGGUAGUAUGUCUUUAUUUAUCUUUAA